AUGGCGAAUGAGAAGUUUUCAUUCGUCCUGCGCAUGCGACUAUUUUUUGAUCCAGUCUUCGCUUACAUGGAAGAUCAAAAGAAUGGGUCACAUAAUCAUACAAAUCACAUCACUGGGUAUACACUUCGCAUAACAAAUGCUUUAUGUAAGCAUGCGUAUUGCUCUUGGUUACAAAACGUAGUUGAACCAAUCAAAACCGAUGGUAGAUGUUACAGGUUAUUAGCAAAUACAGAGUGGUCAAAUGCUCGUAAUCUUUCUCCUUAUGUUGAAGACAAUUGUCAGUUAAAUUGCAAUGAUUACGAAGAAGAACAUUAUGAUUCCGAUAUAGAAAUUGUACCACAUGGAGCAUCAAAAUUUAAACAUACAUUUUAUGUGCCAAAAUCAUUUUUCCCAUUUAUUAUUGGAUCUAAAAAUGCAGUUCGUAAAAAAUUGGAAACUGAAACAAAAACAACUAUACAGAUUCCAAAGAUGGGUCAGGAUGGAGAUAUUGUAAUAAUUGGUUCCGAUCACAAAGGAAUAAUGACAGCCCGUCAUAGAAUUAACUUAUUAACAGAAGCAACAAGAAAAAGGCUCCAGUGUACACAUUUUUUAUCAGUACCUUUAAAUGAAGGUCGUAUAAUAAUGAACUUUAAUAUGUUCAAAAAUGAUGUACUUACAAAGUUUGAAAAAACAUCCAGAGGCUUGGAUAAAAUGAUAUUUCAAACACCAAGCAAGUUGCAUCUUACUAUAGCAGUACUAACAUUGCUUGAUGAGACAGAGAAAAAGCAAGCUAUUGAGGCUUUAAAUUAUUGUAAAGAUCAUAUUGUGAAACCUAUAAUGGAGAAGCAUCAACAAAUUCAUAUAUGUUUACAAGGAACUGACAUAUUAAAUGAUGAUCCUAGUGAAACAAAUGUUUUAUAUGCAAAAAUAAUUGAUACAGAUGAAGCUCUGCAAGAAAUUGCAGACAAAAUCACAGACCAUUAUCAUAGUAUAGGGUUACUUGCAAAAACAAAACGCAAAGUUAAACUCCAUGUAACUCUUAUGAACACAAAAUUUAUGCUAGAUGAUGAACAAAUAGAACAGAAACAAAAGAUAACUUUAAAUACAUUUGAUGCAACAGAAAUAAUGAAAGCUCAUGAAAAUACAUUCUUUGGAGAAAUUACAUUAAAAGAGAUUCAUUUAUCACAACGUCAUACGAUUAGUAGUAAUGGAUAUUAUCAAGCAACUGCAAAAAUUAGUUUGGAUUAAUGUUUGUGGAUUACUGAAUGAUAUUAUUUUGUACAAUACUAAAAUAAAACGAAGUGUUUGAACAUAAAU
This is a messenger RNA of Megachile rotundata (alfalfa leafcutting bee), 1296 nucleotides long. RefSeq names its product activating signal cointegrator 1 complex subunit 1. Gene Ontology annotation, molecular function: RNA binding. The record is from RefSeq and is a predicted model, not a curated record. Gene Ontology annotation, biological process: regulation of DNA-templated transcription; DNA alkylation repair. NCBI's taxonomy places the organism in Eukaryota, Metazoa, Arthropoda, Insecta, Hymenoptera, Megachilidae. Gene Ontology annotation, cellular component: nucleus.